Messenger RNA from Microthlaspi erraticum, 453 nucleotides. The record is from the annotation of a GenBank genome assembly. Lineage: Eukaryota; Viridiplantae; Streptophyta; Magnoliopsida; Brassicales; Brassicaceae.
AUGAAGACAUCCCAGUCUACUUUCCUUAUCACAAUCCUUCUCAUAGCUUCAUUUUCAUCCUCCACACACGGACUCAUACUUAAUGGGCUCCGUAUCGGGUCAAUCAGAAUUAACGGCGUCUUGUUCUGUUCCCUUGACGGAAACCUCAUCGGAAACAGCCCUCCCUUAUCCGGCGCCAUUGUCCAGCUAUCAUGCGCCGGACAAAACACAGAUAUUGGUCAAGCCUUGACUAAUCCAGCAGGAGUCUUCGUCGUCGUCGUGAAGAUUCUUGAUACCUUCUUCUUUGAUCCCGCCACGUGCUUCAUCAGGGUUAAUCUCCCUGUUGCCACGUGUUCAGUUUUCCCGCCCGACGGAGCCCUCACCGCGUCCUUAAACCUUGUCAGUAUCAUUCAGACCGCUCUCGGCAACAUCGCUAAUUUCACCACCGGCAAUUUCGUCCACUCUAUCCUUUGA